AAUAUUAAUGAUUUGAUUUCUUUGUUGUGUUUACAAAUGACAGCAUAUGUUGUAAACACUCUCUGGAUUUUAGCAAGUUUUAAGUGAUAUGGACAUAUGUACAGUUGACCCAGGAAAUUAUUAAACCUGUUUAUUUAAAUAUUGACUGAGUCAUAACCAAAUUGUGACUUCUGGACUAAUUAGUAAUUUCAGAUGAUACUGUUAUCAUGUCUGCAGCAAGAUAUAUCGUAGUGACUUUUGUAGUGUUGUGUUGUCUGUCAGUUGUCCUCUCCAGGCCACAUGAAAAGAAACACAAACACAAACAUAAAUGGCAGACAGAAAGAUCUUUAGUAGUGAAUGAUGACCAUAAAAAAGACAUUGUAAUCAAUGAUGAAAUUCAUCAUCAAGAGCUUAUAUUACCAAAACAAAAUAAGCAAAAAGACAGUGGUGUAAAUCUUGCAUUUGAUAUUUUAACACCAACAAGUAUUAAAAAGGGGAAGAAAUUAAGUAAAAAGAGAAACAAUCAUGAUGUUUUUCUAAAUCAAGAAGCAAUAUCAUUUGACUCAGAGAGCCAACCAAAUGAAGUAGAUAGUGGAAGCAAAGAUGAACUUUGGCAUAAUUUGUAUGAAAUCAAGGAACCAAAUAAUCAACUAAUAAACCAUGUUACAGAUGGCAAGGAACCAGUUCCUGUUGCCAAUGAAAAUAAACAAACUGUAGGCAUAAUAGAACAUAAUUCUGAUGAAACUGGAAAUGUUGAAAACAAUAAGCAAAUUACAGACGACAAAAAAGAUAGAAGUAGUUCAGAGGAUGUUUUUGAUGAUACUGCUGAGGUAGAUGUAGAUGAAAGUAGUGAAGAUGAAGAUGGUAUAGAUGAUGAUUAUGAUAACUAUCAAGAUUAUAAUUACUUUGAUAAGGAGGCAGACGAAGAGGAAAUCGUUGGAAAACAAGAAAAGAAAAAUGUGCCAUUGGAAGGAACAAUAAAACAAGAUGAAAAGGAUAAUGAUGAAAAAAGUACUAAUUCAGAAUCAGAAAAUAAAAAGUCUUGGGAAGAAUUGGUAGAGGAAAUUUAUGGUGGAGUUUUACCUUACUCUGCUUCAAUAGACAAUAUUAAAAAGCAAAUAAAUGAAAAGUCAUCAGAUUCAGGGCAUAAUACUGGAAAGAAAAAUAACAAGAACAUCAGAGAAAAGUCAAAUGAAAACGAUCUAGUUCUGCCUGGUUAUAUUGAAAAAGAUAUUAACAUUGAAGACAAAAAUGUUGGUAAAAAGUCUUCAGGAAAGGAGAACUAUAUUGACUUAGGUUAUAAAAAAGAAAAACCAUUCCAUCCUAAUGUUGAGCAGAAAAAAGAACAGAAUGAUGGUGAUGUGCAGGGAAUUCAAACUACAUCAAAGCCUCAAACAUUGUCUAUGUCAAAAGGUACAUUAAAACCUGAAGUAUUCUCAGUGUCAAAAACUACAUUAAAAGCUCAAACACCUUCAUCAGAAAAACCUGACAAAGUGAAAACUCUUGAAAAACAUGAAAAAGCCAGUGAACUUUCAGGAGCAUCCAGGUUAAAUCCUGCCUUUAAAACAACAAAUGUAGCAAAGACAAGUCCUAAUCCCCCAACAACUAAAGCUGUGUCCGUAACUGCAGCACCAAUUAAAAGUGUAAAGGAAUACAUACAGUCUAAACCACUACAACUGUGUAUAGAUGAUGGAGGAUGUUCACCAGGGCGAAUGUGCCACAGUGGUGUCUGUGUUUGUGGUGAUGCCACAUUGUGUCAAGGUCACCAUCAUAGAGUGGCAGUGUGUGGGUCUGAUGGACAGUUAUACCCUAGUCACUGCGAGUUACAUCGUCAGGCCUGCCUAAAACAGAUCCAUAUUAAAGUCAAACAUGAUGGGCAAUGUGGACAGAACUUACAGGAACAUUUCAAGAUACAGCCUAUUUAUGAGGGUACCCAGUGUGAAUACAGUGUGUUUAAGGGACAAGAAGGGAUCCUGUGGGGAGAUAUUUUGAUGCCUGUUUCGGUGAAAUCUCUCUUAGAAUGCAGUGACCUGUGUGAUAAGAAAUCACACAAUAGUGGUUGCUUUGCUUUUCAGUAUUCUGCAGAGAAGAGUGGAUUAUGCUUCCUGUUUGAGAAACCAACUGAUAUAAUCAGACAUCCAAACUCUGAGAUGGAUUUCUAUGAACAGAGGAGGUGUCAACCCAAUCCAGAUUAUGAAUGUGAUUUUGAGCCAGUUAACUUAGUAGCAGAGCAUAUCUAUGCCAUGUGCAAUGUAAAAACCAGUGUUGUAAAAUCUUAUGAAGAAUGUCGAGAUUCCUGUCAAAACUGUACAGCCUUUACUUACCGAAAAGAUGAGAAGAUUUGUGACAUACAUCACAGUAAAGCUUGUAUAGAUAUGAUGAAUGCCCUAGGUAUUGUCCACUAUAUAAAGAGAUGUAAUGAAAAAGGUGAUAUCUGCAAUGUUUUAGAAGUUAUCCCAGGAAAGUCCCCCUUCAUGUGUAGUAAAGCUACCAGUAGUGUGUCCAGUCUGAUAGAAUGUCAUGAUGCUUGUGUCCAUGGUCGCUGUGAAGCAUUCCAAUACCUUACCAAAGAAGACCAGUCUACAGCUUGUGAAAUCUUCUUUGACAAAUCUUGUAUAGAACUUCUUAAUAAAAAGAAGGAAAAUUAUUAUGUGAAGAGAUGUACAAAUCCUAAAGACUGUGACUAUCACCAGAUUCAGUCAGCAAGAAUGAUGCCCUGUAGAGUAACGUCCAGUGACAUGGAUACUAUGGAGAAAUGUCGAGACAUGUGUAAUGUUGACAGUUGUUUUGGAUUUAGAUACAAUUACGAUAGUCUCAAAUGUGACCUCUACAGUGAUCAGUCUUGUGUUCUGGGGAAAAAUCUGAACUAUGUCAUCAAGAAAUGUCAUUCAAAGCAUGAGGCAAUCCUAAAACUGGUACCACAAAUAAAUGAAUUACCAAAUGCCAAACCUGAUAUUGUCAAUAAAGAAAAGGUAGAAGGGAAAGAGAAAUCAGAGUUAAAUAAGAAAGUGCAAGAAGCAGAAAAUUAUCUGAAGACUACAACCACACUACUUCCAUCUACUAAACCACCAUACGAUGAUAUGCCUAAAUUAUUGGACAGUUUCAAUGAAGACGAUUUAGUGUGUUCACAAGAAGAUUAUGUACAGUUUAAAUCGGACCUACUGAGAUACCAUUGUGUUAGAUUCAGAGAGACACAUUGUGAUGAAAAUAUAAUACCAAAUAAAGGUUACAUAGCAUCAUUGAUGUUCAGUUACUAUGACCGUGACAUGAAUGGUGACAUAAGCAAUGAUGAAUUAUGGGAGAUGCAGAUUGCAGAGAAUUUAGAGCACAUUUCUACAAUAUGCACAUUACUAGAUAUACUCAAGUAUGAGGCAAAAGAUAGGAAACUUGAUCAUCUGAGCUUCUUAAAUGCAUUCACUGUGGCAGAUGCUGUUAUAGAGGAAGACUUGGAAAUCAUUCAUGUUAAAUCAACAGCUGGUAAUGGUCUGGAGAUCAAGUGUGGUGUUCCAAUGUUGGAGAACUCUGAAGUAGUAUGGAGGAGAAACAAUAUUGACCUCAAUACAAUUAGUGUUCCUGAUAUGGCAGUGUUUUCUGAUGGAACAUUAUACUUUGAAGAUGUAGGUCUUCACCAUACUGGAAACUAUACAUGUUAUGAUAAAGUCAAACCAGGUGUCAAGGAGAUACAUGUCUUAAAUGUGAACUUACGUCCAAUAGUGAGAGUGUCACCGCAAAUGCAAACUAUGGAGAUGAGUUCUUUGGAUAUUUUCAUUGACUGUCAUGUAGAUGGUAUACCACAGCCCAGUAUAUCCUGGCAAAUAAACAACGAACCAGUUCCUUAUAAACCAAAACAUUUCAUAACUACACAUAAUAAUGGCACUUUAAUGAUCCAUAAUUCUGACAUAGUGAGAGAUAUAGGAUCGUAUAAAUGUAAAGCUACUAAUAUAGUUGGGAAUGGUGAAGCUGAGGCUAAAAUUAAUAAACCAGGAACUCCUGAGAAAAAAAGGUUGGAAGCUUUCUAUGCUUUCCAUAAAAAUGGUUACACAGCUUAUGAACCUGAAGGUUGUGAAACUGUACGUCAUGUUAAAGGUGACUUUGGGAACCUAAAGUACAUUCCCGAGGAGUUAGACAGAGCUCCAUCUAUGUGUGGAAUUGGACAAGAUUGUGUAUGGGGAGGAGCUGUCAAUGUUCAGAAUAAAUACAUCUACUCAAGCCAGCCAGAACAUAACAGAGUUAUCAUUAUAGAUAUUGCCAACACAUAUAAUCCUGUACAGAUUGUAAAGACAGACAAGUAUCCAGUAAAACUGUACUAUGUAGAACAUCUGGAUGAAGUAUGGAUUCUGUGUUGGAAUGCUGACCAUAACUCUGGCAGUAAAACUAUUGUCGUUAUUAGGGAUGCCAGCAAAGAUGUCAGACAUCACAUAGUACAUACACAACCUGUUGGAUAUAGGUUUGAUCUGGUUGAAGAUAUAUUUUUACCUCCACAAAAUGACCUUAACCAUAAGUUCAAACAUGGUUAUGUAAUACACAGUAAACAGAGAGGAUUAUUUAAACUUGACCUUGAUUCAAUGAGAUAUACCAAAGCUGUUGACUUUGAAAAACAAGACUGCAUUCCAAAAUCAGUAGCAUUUAUUCCAAUAGGAGGUUAUAUUGUGGUAGAAUGUCACAGACAUGUGCAGAUCAUAAUGGACUAUAUAACGGAUUCCGUAAUAUAUAUAUUGCCUAUAAUGGGUACACCUUAUGUAUCACCAGACUCCAGGAACCUGAUCUUUGUUCAGAUGGCAACGGGACAUGUUGCAGUGUUCAGUGUUCAGGAAAAUGGUACAAUUAAGAAGAAGUUUGAGGUGACAACAGGUUCUGCACUGAGUGAGGUAACAUUUUUCCCAUCAGACAUUAGGACAGGAUAUGACAUGUUUCUGGCAGCAGUUGGUGAGGAAUCUAUCUAUCCAGUACGAUUAGAUAAUGGACAAGUAACAACAAUAACAGGUAAAGACGAAGCCCGUACAGAACGUGUCUGGCCAUGGUCAAGAUCAGUUAGAACAAUAGUUACUGGUGAUAUGUUCAGUCAGUAUGUAGCAGCACCGUCUAAAUCUACAGUACUAGUCUUAAAUGGACGUGACAAACGGAUACACUGUAGUUACUCAAGUCUAGACAGUCCAGAUCAGAUCGUUUAUGUCAGCACAGUUGUCUAGUGAUUGCUCCUAAGGACAGAAAUCCAGUCAGAUUCUAGUCAUUCAAGAAAUUUGAAGAGAAAAAUAUGACCAUGAAAAUAAUGGUAUCUUUUUUAACAGCAUUUUAUGAUACAACCAGGGAUUACGCAAGUUUGAUUUCCUUUUGGUCAUUUUAGUGACCUGAAAGUCAGUUUAUUUGAAGAAGAAAAAAACAUGAAGUAUUGUUGUUUGGAGUGCUGAAUCAUUAUUAAAGCGAUUUUCAUAAUUUAAUUACAAUAUUCACAAUGUAAUUUUAAUAAUUUAUAAAAAUUUCUAUUUACAACAUUAGAGCUUUAUGUGAAUCACAGACUUCAAUUGUAGAAUUAAUUAUAGCAGUUUAUCAAGAUUUUGUUAUUUAUCAAGAUUUUGUUAGUGAUAUUUAACUCUAUUAAUAUAAUAACGGGUAAAUAGAAACAUAGUUUUCAUAUUAUUUAUCGUCUAAAAAGGAUAACAUUCCAUAUGGAGAAUUCCAAUAGACAUGUGAAUCAUUGUUCACAAAUUUCUGUCAUUACGGUUAUUUUCACUUCCGUGUACCCUUAUUUUCACAUUUUAGUGAGAAACUUGGGACAUAACUUUGUUUUCUGAAUAUAAAAAGUUACCAAGUUUUUUGAAAUAAGACAACCCCAUCAUUGUUCUAAUCCAAGAAUUUCAGUUCCCAAGCAAAUACUUAUAUUACGUUUAUACCUAUAACUUAUGUCGCUUCCUCUGAAGCCUUUUAACAGUAAAGUUAUUAACAUAACUGAAUAUUCCCCUUAAUUUUACAUAUUAUUUAAUCUUUGUUCAGUAGAAUAAGAUUAAAUUGAUUCAAAUUGUCCUUUUAGCAUUAUCUUUUACACUAAUUUAUUUUUUAUAUUUUGUUUUAUUGAACUUUUAUAGUGCUUUAAUUUAUUUUUGUUAUUAAUGUUUUCUAUUGUUUGUUUGUUACAUUCUAAAGAUUGUAUUUAUUAUGUCUCUUAUCAUUCCUUAUUGUUUGUGGAUGUUUUUAACUACUUACAAUACAGUUUUUGUUAAUGAUUAGGUAUGUAGUUUGGUCACUGCUGUCAUAUUCCAUACUUAAAUUCAUAUUUACCAACAAAAUAACAGAAAGUAAUUUCAUAUUUCCAUAUUGAGAUAUAAAACCUUUGUUUAUAUCUGUGUAUAUUAGUUCAAACCAUUAAUGAUUUUUUAUCAUUAGAGCUAUUUUCUUAAUGCUUGUAGUUUAAAGGUUUGGUUGGCUUGCUUGCUUUGUUUGUACAAAUGUUUACUCAAGCAUUGUAAUUAAGAUUGACAUCUGCAAUCAAUAUAUAGGCGGGGUAUACAACAUACUCUGCAUUAUACUUAACAUCCAAUAACAUUUAAGUAUAAUGUGUACAAGCUGAAGCCCCGCCUACCUAUUGAUUACAGAUGUCAAUCUUAAUUACAAUGCUUGAGCAAACAUUUAUACAAACAAAGCAAGCAAGCCAACCAAACCUUUAAACUACAAGCAUUAGGAAAAUAGCUCUAAACUACUAGCAUGCUUAAUGUUAUAUACGAAACAUAGAAAAUAAACAGGCAAUAAUAAUUAAAUGCAAGCAAGCUAGAAGGCAAUAGUUACAAAUUUAAAUAAAAAAUCAACAGUUUCUGUUUAAAUGUUAUUUAUUCAGACCAUUAUAAAACAAAUGGGCACAAAUGGUGAAGUUUGCUGUAAUAUAAAGUUUUGUGCCUUCAUUUUUAAAUUGUAACAUAGUUGUUUACUUUUCUGUUGUAAUGAUUUAAUAGGUUGUAUCAUUUUUGCAUAUUGUGGAUUUCCAGUACCAAAACAAUAGGAUUGAAAAUAAAAUAUUUGAAUUUGAUUUUUUAAAUUGUUCUUUUAUAAUUCAGAUAUAAAUAUUUUUCCAUUUUUAAAUCCAGAAUCCUGAUGUUUAUAUUACAAACAAAAAAAUAAAUAUUGUUAUUUAAUUACCUCCCUUUUAUCAUGCAUAGUUUGUCUUUUCUAGUCUCCAUUGUUUUGGUAUACAAUUUACAAAAUAUAACCAAGAAUGCAUUAUAUUCUGAUGCAGUAAAUUUUCUCUCCUUUGAUUGUAAAAUGAUAAAUAUGAUUAAAUGAUUUUUAACUCGAAAAUUUCAAUUGAUUAAAGUUACCUUAACCAAGUUUUAUAUGUUCAAUUUUUUAUGGAAUUUUCAUGAGCAAGACUCCAAAUUAAUUUAGAAUUUGUUAUAAAAUUUUUAUAAUGAACUUCAUGAAAUGAGAUAAAAUGGAACAUCAGCUAAACCAAUCAAACUUUUAAAUGGCACAUCCUUUAUCAAUUGUAUUCUCAUUAUUUUUUAAAUUAGUAUAAUCAUAAAUAAAAUCAUUUUUGAAACUAAAAUAAAAAAAUUUAUUUACCGAGAUUCAAAUUUUAAUACCACAUAUUAAUUUGUUCUCAAUUUAAUGCUUAACAAGCUUAGUUGUCGUCAAGAAUGCUUUAAAAAUAAAAACAUUUAUGAAGUGCAACUGUACUUAAAAACACGCAGUUUUUUUAAUGAUUAUAUUGUUAUAGAUUUUGCUUUUUAUCCCAUAGUAAUAUGCAAUUCUUGUUAUAUAACAGCUUUUUGUUGUUAAUUCUCUGUGAUGCUGUAUCAUAGUUCUAAACAAUGUUGUUUCUGCUGAUUAUGUGGUGUUGCUGGGCUCAGUUGACUUUUUAGGAAUAGGUAGUGUAAAAAAUAAAUGUUGUGUUUAUAAAUUCUGUGACUAUAUGAAAAAGGGUGAAAUUCACUUUUUAACUGAGCUUUCAUAUUGUAAAAGUAGGGCCAGUUAAUCCAUACUUUCAAUUUAAAACUAGUAUAUAGUUUUGUAUGGGAGUAAUAGUUGAGUUUUUUCAUAGCCUUUUAUUUAAAUCUAAAAAUGCUGUACUAUGGCAUUUAUUUUAGAAAAAGAGUAUGAAAGAGACACAAAUUUCUUGAAUAACUUUCUUCAGCUACACAACAAAAAAGUUUGGUAAGCAAAAAUAUAAAACAUAUAAGAAUAAAGAUAAAAAUUUAAGAAAAAAAGCACACACACAAAAAAAAAUGUUAUAUGUAAAUAAAUUGAUAAAUGGUGAAAAUGUCAAUGUGACAGCAACCCAACAAUACAAGGUGACUGACAUAGACAUGUAGAGGUUGAUACUUUACUAUAAAGUAAAUGCAACAUCACAUAUUUCAGCAAAUUUUAAAUAAUUCAGGAAUCUACUACUUAAUAAUUCAUCAAAAGAAUCAACGUAAACAUUUUAGGUUUUACAUAAUAGUUAGCUUUUCCCUAGAAUUUUUACGAUUUAUAACUUACCUUUAAUGAAAAUAUUGUGUAUGUUAUCAUAUUAUGUAUUUGAAUUGUUUAUAAAAAAUCAUGUGUAAAAAAUCAUCAAGUUGACCCACUCUAGUCAGUUACCAUUACACUAUUAGGUACUUAAAUCCUUCAUUUUAUGUUGUUUAGAAUGUAUUCUGUGAACCCAUUUUCUUGCCAGUUCAUUAUGUACACGUAGGAUUAUACUAUUUAAACUCUGUUCAUUCCUAAAUUUGUGAACAAUAACUCAAAAAGAUGAUUUUUUUUUAUAAAAAAACAUUCAUUUAAAGGUUAUUCUUUCCCCAAUGAUCAUUGACCUUUAUAACUUGCAUAAACUGUACCUGUUUAAAAAGUAUUUACCCAAGACUAAAACUCUAGUUUUUAAUGGUGUAUUUCCAAGUGAGUUGGUUACAUUACAAAUAAAGGGGAUUAUAGAUUAUUGGAUUAACUCCCUUUGCCUACAUAAGACAAGAUCGGGCUUGGUUGAAAAACGUACUUAAAAAAAAAGUUUUAUUUUUAUCAGGAAGUGAUUUCACUAAAACUAUUUUUUAUUUUAAUAAGGCAAUAUUAUGUGUCAGCCAUUCCUCAUAAUCAUUCCCGCCGCUUGUGUAAACAUUUGUGUAUAACACAGUAAUACAAUGUGUGUUAUGUUCAAACUUGUGUGUUAUUAUUUAUAAAAUAAAUUGUGGUGUUUGUGCAAAA
Molecule: messenger RNA, 9144 nt
Organism: Mytilus californianus (California mussel)
Lineage: Eukaryota; Metazoa; Mollusca; Bivalvia; Mytilida; Mytilidae
Exons: 20
Coding region: 207-5168 (1653 amino acids)
Molecular function (GO): protein binding
Source: RefSeq, a predicted model, not a curated record